AUGAAAUUCCUUAUCACCGUAACGUGUCUGGCGUUGGCCUCCAUAGCCGUCCGCUGCGAAAGCUAUGAGGGCUACAAAACGUACGAAGUGAUUCCUGCAAGUCUCGAACAGGUCGAAUUUCUGAGUGAAUUGGAAUAUGACGAUCAAUUCGAUUUUUGGUCCGAUUUGCGAAGACCUGGUUUCGCCACCGUCAUCAUGGUCGAACCGAAAGCUCAAGACGAGUUUGAAAAACGGCUUUCAGAUUUUCAGGAGACUGGCCUCGUAUAUAAAAUCAUUGUGGAAAAUGUGGAAGACACAAUAAAGGUAGAAAAUGCACAAAACGUAGCAACAGGGGUUUUUCAAAUCGGAGGGGUUACUUUCGAGCGGUACAUGUUCCAUUAUGAGAUCAAUAACUACUUGGUAAAGCUGGCAGAACAAUAUCCGAGUAUUGUUAAUUUGGAACUGCUUGGUCACUCGUAUGAAGGACGGGAAUUGUAUCUUAUCAGGAUCUCAAGUGGCCCUGGAUGCAAACCGACAAUUUUAAUUGACGCUGGAAUCCACGCCCGAGAAUGGAUUGCUCCGCCUACGGCACUUUAUAUCAUAAACCAACUAGUGGAAAACGCAACAAAUCGCGAGCUGUAUGAGAACAUCGAUUGGGCAAUCAUACCGGUAUUGAACCCCGACGGAUAUUCAUACACACAAACAAAUGCUCGCCUUUGGAGGAAAUCGCGUUUACCUGUCCAAGGUUCGACUUGCGUCGGAACCGAUUUGAACAGAAAUUUUGAUUUCAACUGGAUGGUAAUAGGAGCAAGUGACAAUCCGUGCGCCGAGACCUACGCUGGGCCCUACGCUUUUUCAGACGUUGAAUCCAGAUUGUUAAGAGAUUACAUUUUGGAACAUAACGACACCAUCAAAUUAUACUUGACCAUUCAUAGUUUUGGUAACAUGUUAUUGUACCCUUGGGGACAUACCACUGAACUGCCAGAUGAUGCCGAGGAACUUCAGUACUUGGGCGAAAUAGUGAGUGACGCAAUCGCAGAAGUGAGAGGUUCAAGUUACGUUGUGGGUAGUACUACGAAUAUAUUAUACUAUGCCGCGGGUGUCACUCAAGAUUGGGCUAAAGGCGUCGCCGGGGUUCAACUAGGUUAUUGCAUUGAAUUGCCCAGAGGAGGCGCAUAUGGAUUUAAUCCACCCGCGGCUGAAAUUAAAGGUAUCGUCGAAGAAACAUUCGAAGGAAUAAGAGUUUUCCAUAGAUACAUCCAGGCGAACAAAACAGUUACCUGCAACUCGAAAAUGAAGUUCACAUUGUGUGCGAUAAUUCUGUCCUGCCUUAUUCUUAGUUCUCAAGGAAACGGUUACUACGAAGGCUACAAAACAUAUAAUGUGGUCCCCAAGACAUUCGAUGACGUGGAAUUCUUGCGAACUUUGGAACACGACACUCGUUUCGAUUUCUGGUCACCUUUAAAGCGAAAUCCAGGAUUUCCGACGGUUAUUAUGGCGUCUCCAGAAGUCCAAGAAAAUUUCGAGAGACAACUCACGGACUUAGCGCGUAAUGGACUGGAGUAUGACAUUAUGAUUGAAAAUGUUGAAGAUUCCGUAAGAGUUGAAAAUAUGGAAAACAUUGCACCAAGCAAUUUCCAUUUAGGAGAAGUGUCUUUUGAUAGAUACAUGUUCCAUUAUGAGAUAAACGAUUACUUGGUUAAAUUGGCUGAAGAAUACCCUAGCAUUGUACAACUGGAGCUUCUGGGCUAUUCCUACGAAGGAAGGGAAUUGUACCUGAUCAAAAUAUCAAACGGCCCUGGGUGUAAACCGACCAUUCUGGUCGACGCCGGAAUACACGCCAGAGAAUGGAUCGCUCCGCCCACAGCUUUGUACAUUAUAAAUCAAUUGGUAGAAAACGCCACUAACGCCAGAUUAUACCAAAACGUUAAUUGGGCAAUAAUACCCGUUUUGAAUCCUGAUGGAUAUUCCUUUACUCAGACCGAUCAACGCCUUUGGAGAAAAUCGCGCCUUCCAGUUGCUGGCUCCAGCUGCAUCGGAACAGAUCUGAAUAGAAAUUUCGAUGUUCACUGGAUGGAAGUUGGUGCAAGUAACAAUCCAUGCGCAGAAACCUACGCUGGACCGGCUCCAUUUUCCGAUGUAGAAACAUCAUUGUUAAGAAAUUACCUUGCAAAAAAUAACGACACCAUAAAAUUGUAUCUGACGUUCCACAGCUACGGAAACUAUAUAUUAUACCCGUGGGGGCAUACGUCCGCACUACCUCCUGAUGCAGAUGAGCUUCAAAGUUUAGGAGUAAAGGCGGGAAAUGCCAUUGCGGCAGUAAGAGGAUCCAGAUACACAGUGGGAAGUUCGACCAACGUGCUGUACGCAGCCGCAGGUGGCAGCGAUGAUUAUGCCAAAGGCGUUGCAGGAGUAGCGUUGUCGUAUUGCAUUGAGCUACCCGCAGGUGGCAUAUAUGGAUUUAAUCCGCCUGCGAGCGCAAUUAGAGGCAUCGUAGAAGAAACGUUCGAAGGAGUUAGAGUCUAUCACGAUUAUAUUGAAGCUAAUAAAACGCCCAAAUGUGCAUAAGGAAUUAAGGAAAUUUUGUUGUAUACGAAGCAAAUAAAAAACAAUUUUGUUUU
Molecule: messenger RNA, 2600 nt
Organism: Cylas formicarius (sweet potato weevil)
Lineage: Eukaryota; Metazoa; Arthropoda; Insecta; Coleoptera; Brentidae
Exons: 16
Coding region: 1-2547 (848 amino acids)
Biological process (GO): proteolysis
Molecular function (GO): zinc ion binding; metallocarboxypeptidase activity
Source: RefSeq, a predicted model, not a curated record